Messenger RNA from Coregonus sp. 'balchen', 9321 nucleotides. The record is from the annotation of a GenBank genome assembly. NCBI's taxonomy places the organism in Eukaryota, Metazoa, Chordata, Actinopteri, Salmoniformes, Salmonidae.
AAGCGUUUGUUGCACAGCUGCAUUAUUAGUACUUCCAACAAAUAUGGCGGUGUAUUAGCGAAGUUGCGCCCUUAUUACUUUGUCACACCAGUGCAUAUGUUUCCUUUUAAUUUAUGAAUAAUAAAGGAUCUAAUAAGGUAAUGUGUUUGCCUAAUUUUGUGUUAUAAUUGUUAUCAGUGAAGUUAUUUUGCAGGGCUGGUGACGGCUAACGUCCAUCACCUAGUUAGCAUAGCCGGCUAGUAGCUAACGUUAUCUGUUUCUAGCCAAAGUGCGCCAGGGUUUGCUCUUAUUUUUCCAUCGCAUGUAACUAACUAGUAAGUUAAAGUUAAUUGAAUAUGUUAUUAUUUAAUCUCACUAUGUUCUCAUGUAUAUUUAGAAGAUGGCCUCAAAUAACGGAGACAGUGCUGGUGUGAGGACCAGUGUGGCAUCACAGUUUUUCAAUGAAGACGAGGAUACGGCUGUUGUCGAUAUGACCACAAGUGAAAAGGUAUCCCCGAACAACCCUUGAAAUGAUUUGGUCCAUAUUGGACUAAAAUCGCGUCAAAUUAUCUAUGUUUGAUAGUUCCAACAUAUGUACUUGCUUGUCUGUUCUCAACCCACAGGUUGUUGAUCUCCUGAACCAAGCAGCUCUUAUUGCUACAGACAGCAAACUCACAGUUCUCAAACAGGUUUGUGAUCAGCUCUCUGGCAGGCCAGAAUAAGGCCAUCAGUAAUAAGCUCCUCCAAGAGAUCAGAUAAGAAUGUUAGGACGGCUAUACAUUCUACACUUUUCUUCAGACCUGUAAUAUAUAUAAUAUUUAAAUAUCUGUUUUUUCAUCAUUCAGGUCCAGGAACUGAUCAUCAACAAGGACCCCUCUUUACUUGACAAUUUCUUAGAUGUAAGUAUGUCGUUUUAACUGUAUAUUGGUUACCACUAGCUGAGGAACGCUCAGCUCCAUUCUCUUGUAUCGAGGGUGGAGUUGAGUUUUGAUAACUGGUUGCACAAUUUGCUAGCAACAACAUUGAGUCACUAUCAGUCGAUACUUGUAAAUGUCAAUUCUGAAAACGCUUACUUGUACCUAUGUUUGUCUUGUAUAACUUUUAUGAAAUACCACUGACUUUUUCCUAAUUUGUGUUGCUCAACUGGAGACGUAGCGGCCAAGGCAUACUACGUAAGCUGAGAUUAAAUUGGGAAAGGGGGAUACCUAGUCAGUUGUACAACUGAAUGCAUUCAACUGAAAUGUGUCUUCCGCAUUUAACCCAACCCCUCUGAAUCAGAGAGGUGCGGGGGGCUGCCUUAAUCGACAUCCACGUCAUCGGCGCCCGGGAAACAGUGGGUUAAUUGCCUUGCUCAGGGGCAGAACAACAGAUUUUUACCUUGUCAGCUCAGGAAUUCGAUCCAGCAACCUUUCGGUUACUGGCUACCUGCCGCACAUGUGCAUUCGUGCUGAGUUGUGCAACACAAAUGAGGAGAAAGUCAUUGGUUGUAUUCAAUACGUUUUUAUUAAAAUUAUGAAUUUCAGCACCCUGCGGUCGGUUGUACAGGACAAACAUAGGUACAGGUAAGCUUUUUCAGAAUUGUAAUUAUUACAAGUAUUUACUGAUGGUGACGUAAUGUUGUUGCUAGCAAAUCGCGGGACCAACUCCGUCUUGAUAUAAUAUAACAAAGUUGAGCGUUCCUCAGCUAGGUUACCACCAGUUGGGUGGUGCGAGCCCUGAAUGUUGAUUGGCUGAAAGCCGUGAUAUAUCAGACUGUAUACCACGGGGAUGACAAAACCAUUUAUUUUUACUACUCUAAUUACAUUGAUAACCAGUUUAGAAUAGCAAUAAGGCACCUUGGGGUUUUGUGGUAUAUGGCCAAUAUACCAUGGCUAAGGGCUGUAUCCAGGCACUCCGUGUUGCUUCGUGCUUAAGAACAGCCUUGCCUUAGCCAUGGUAUAUUGGCCAUAUACCACACCCCCUCGGGCCUUAUUGCUUAAGUAUAAAAUGCUCUCUCUCUCAUUGUCACCCUGCACCUGUAGGAGAUCAUAGCCUUUCAGACUGAUAAGUCAAUGGAAGUAAGAAAGUUUGUCAUCGGCUUCAUUGAGGAAGCAUGGUAAGUGUUGAUCUGUCACGCACAUAUACCUGCUAUGAACAGUUAGAAUAUCAAGUUCACGAUAGUCAUGUUCAAUAAAUAUGAUGUUUUGACCUUGGGUUGUUUUUGUCUCAACAGUAAGAGGGACAACGAGCUCCUGCUAAAACUGAUUGCCAACCUGAACAUGCUGCUGAAGGACGAAAGUGUCAAUGUGGUGAAGAAGGCUAUCCUCACACUCACUCAGCUCUACAAAGUGGCGCUGCAGGUACACACACCUUCAUGAAUCAAUGCCUUCUCAUUGUUAUCCCAUUCAACCCAUGUGUGUUGCUGUGUGCUGUACUGAGGCUUGUUCUUUUCUAUGCCAGUGGUUUGUGCGUUCCAAGACCAUGUCAGACAUGCAGGAAGCAUGCUGGGACAUGGUGACUCAGAUGAAGGAGGAAGUUCUGGCUAUGCUGGAAGUGGACAAUGAUGGAGUCCGCACACACGCUAUCAAGUUCACAGAGUCUCUCAUCAUCACUCUUUCACCGAGGACGUCAGACUCUGACACUCCCAAGCGCCAAGAGGGAGACAUCAGCCUGGAUAAAAUCUCGAAAGACCAUGCCUAUAUCCGCUACGGUGAGAGGGGAUGAUUUUCUUUACUGUGACAUUUUAAAACUUUACAUACAUUUUCAGUUGAGUUUUCCCCGAUGUGUUGUGCAUGAAUAUAGCAUUGCUGUCUCUACAUGUCUUGAUGCACCUUACACAAUGUCUACAAUGUCUUCCUAAGAUACCCUGUGUGGGGAGGGCAAGUCUGCGCUGGAGCAGCUUCUGAAGUUCAUGGUCCACCCUGCUAUCUCCAGCAUCAACCUGACCACCGCACUGGGUUCCCUGGCCACACUGGCCCGACAGAGGCCUAUGUUUAUGUCUGAAGUGGUCCAGGCUUAUGAGACUCUGCAUGGUCAGUAUGGUACUACAGUGAGAUUAAACACAAGAUCACAAGCUUAUGUGUAUGAUACCUGAAGCAAGGUUUUUAAUCAAUGCCCUAGAAAAUGAUCUUGGUCUCCUAUUUUGAGUACUUAAUCUGAUUUUGAAUAAGUGGUGAACUGGCUGGAGGGGAAGUUCAGUAUAAUUAAAUCAUUUUUCACUUGUUUUUGUAGCCAACCUACCCCCAACGCUGGCCAAGUCUCAGGUAAGCAGUGUACGCAAGAAUCUGAAGUUACACCUGAUGGCAGUGCUCAAGCACCCCUGCAGCCUGGAGUUCCAGGGCCAAAUCAGCACUCUGCUCCUAGACCUGGGGAUGUCCCAGAAUGAAAUAACCCGCAACACACCAGCCCCACGUGAACCGCGCAAAAGGCCCCGCCAUGAGCCCUACACAGAGGGAAAAAAGCUCAAGAUUGGUUAGUUGUAAAGAUAUUGCACCGGUUACUAUUUAGACUGAUGACCUUUUUUGUAACACUUUUUUUAUUUUUUUAAAUAGAAGUACCUAGUUGACUCCCACACCCCUGAAUCAACCUGCGGUUCCAUAUCAUGCUAGAUCUCUAAUGUAAUGUGGUCUUACUUUCAGAGCCCGCUCUUAUAGAAGACGAUGAAGAUAAAGAAGAGCCGGCCGCCCCUUCCGUCCCAAAGCCUUCCUCUGUGCCAGUAGCACAGUCAGCCAUCCACCUCACGGCGGAGUUCCUUCGCCCCCUGCUCUCCCCAGAGAACGUGGCCAAUCUGGUAAGCUGCUGUGGUAGACUGAUUUCUUCUUCUUUUUUUUUACACCCGGAGGAUGUGAAGGCCAUUCUCAUGUUUGUGUUGCUUUUUCACAUACAGGUUCUAAUCAGCAUGGUGUACUUGCCUGAUGUCAUGCCAGCAUCCUUCCAGGCCACUUACACACCAGUGGAGUCUGCAGGAACAGAUGCCCAAAUCAAACACUUGGCCAGAAUGAUGGCCACUCAGAUGACAGCAGCUGGAGUUGGACCAGGUUAGAAAGAGAGGGAAGGGGCUAGAACAAGGAAAUAAAGAUAGCAAAAUGAGUGAGCACAAUGGGCCACCCAAUUCACAGAUUUCAAAGAUAGAAAUUCUGAUUUCUGAAAAUCUGUGUUCUCCAUUCUAAUAAAAGCUGCUUCAAACUAUCCCUUAGGACUGGAGCAGUGCAAAGCACGAGAUGAGAAAGCUGGGAAGGAGGAGGGCAUGGAUGAAGGCUUAGGGGAGUCCUCCAAAGACCUGCUCAUCAAGCGUAAAGUACCAGUUAUGGGUCAAGCCAUCUCUGUGGUUGGAGGAGGCUAUGGAGAGAAGAGCCAACCUGAAACGGGGGAAGCCCCCCAGGUCAAGAGGCUGCCUGAGCCCAUCCUCCCCUCCACACAGAUCAAGUGAGUCUGAAGCUGUACAACUAUCACACAUAAAAGCAAACCCGUACCCUACAGCUACCCUGCCAUUUAACCAUUCUGACUGUUUCGUUUGUGUGUUUUCAUCUAAUUUUUUUAGAACACCUGGUGCAGGUGGGAAGAGGAAAGUGUUCAGAUUGGCUGAUGUGAUCCAGCCGUUGACAGAUACCCAGCUUGAGAAGUUGACCAACAUGGCUGUCAAGCGUAUCCUGCACUCUGAAAAAGCUAUAGCACAGAGUGGGAUGGCCCAUGUGAGUUUCUCAAAACAUUGGACCUCUAGAGUAGAGAAAUAAAGGAAGGCAUCAAUUUCCAUAGGAACGAACAUCUAUAGGAAGAGACAAACAUCUUAUUUGAGUAUGUAACCAUAUGUCAAAUUUGAUUGGUCUCGUACACAUUUUGCGGAUGUUAUCAUGGGUGUAGCGAAAUGCUUAUGUUCCUAGCUCCAACAGUGCAGUAAUACCUAACAAUACACGCAAAUCCCCCAAAAUAAAAAGAAACAAAUGAAGAAAUAUAGAAAUAUUAGACCGAGCGAUGUCAGAGUCCAGAAUAUAAAUAAAGAUGUACUCUUCCUGGCAGGUGCGUGUGAAGCUCCUGUCCAGACUUGUGACCCAGUUUGAGGGGGUGAUGAAGGAUGAUGUGCUGGAGUUCAUUCUGGAGGACAUUAGGACCAGGAGCGACCUGGCCUUCUCUCUUCUCUACCAGGAGUACAACACAUACCUCAGUCAGCAGCCCACUGGCUUGUUGGACAGCUACGACCACUGCCUCUUCACUCUACUGUCUGGCCUGCAGGAGAAGCCCGAGCAGAGGGAUGGGUGAGGACCAUUACAUUGUUCUUCUGUGGACACCAGAUAAAGGGCUCCGCAGUCGAAUGUCAAUUAUCUAACCCACUUUUCUAUCAAUUUCUAUCUCUUCUCCUAGGCUUUUCACAAAGAUUGUGCUGGAGGCUCCGUUAAUUACAGAAUCUGCUUUGGAAGUAAUACGACGGUACUGUGAAGAUGAGGUAAUGAUAUUUGAUUGUCUUUAAACUUUAGCAAAUAAUUAAAAUGACGUACUGGCUUUGUCAUCAUGACAAUGUAGUGAUUUUCUUUCUGGUUGAAUGUGUUUCAGUCGCGGGUGUACCUCGGCAUGACUACUCUGAAAGAGCUGAUUGUAAAACGGCCCUCAAGGCAGUUCCAGUACCUCCAUGUGCUUCUGGAUCUCAGCUCACAUGAAAAGGAGAAGGUAUCAUAGGAGAAUGAACAAAACUCAGUCUCUGUUGCUGCUGGCUUGUGUUUUUCUUUAGUUAACUGUGUGUUUUCUGUCCAGGUGCGCUCCAAUGCUCUGUCCUUCAUAAAGCGGAUGUAUGAGAAAGACCAGCUGAGGGACUAUAUUGAGAAGUUUGCCCUGAACUACAUGCAGCUCCUCGUACACCCUAACCCUCCGUCAUUACUCUUUGGGGCUGACAAGGACACAGGUGUGACUUCCAGUUUCACUUAGGCUUUUAUACACACACCACAAUGUCUCUCUCUUCCCCACUGACCUAACCAUGUCUGACUGUUUGUCCCUCUCACUCCCACAGAGGUGGCCUCCCCCUGGACCGAGGACACAGUGAGGCAGUGCCUGUACCUCUACCUGUCCCUUCUGCCUCUCAACCACCGCCUGGUUCAUGAGCUGGCCUCUGUCUACACUGAAGCCAUUGCUGACAUCAAGCGCAGUGUGCUUCGAGUGAUAGAGCAGCCAGUAAGCCCCUUCUUCUUACCCGCUCUCUUUAGUUUUGUCUAAUUGCUUUUUCUCUCCCUGCACCAGUCUUUGGUCUUCUGUGCCGUUUGGCUUGCUUGUCCACCAGUGUGUGUUCAUGAGUUUUCUCCCUGCCCAAUAGAUCCGUGGAAUGGGGAUGAAGUCUCCAGAGCUUCUGCUGUUGGUUGAAAACUGUCCUAAAGGAGCAGAGACUCUGGUCACUCGCUGCCUGCACAUUCUCACUGAUAAAGGUAAAGUGUAUUUCACUCCACUGCCCAGCUUAUUCGCAGAUGGUCUGUGUGCUUGGCAAAAGGGAGAUGAAAUGGUAGUGUCAGCUUCUACUUGGACUCUUAUUGUCUUUCCUUACAGUGCCUCCGUCACCAGAGUUGGUGGAGAGAGUGAGGGACCUGUAUCACAAACGAGUGCCCGACGUUCGUUUCCUAAUCCCUGUCAUCAAUGGCCUGGAAAAGGUAAGGACUCAAAGAAACGAUGGUGCCAUUCACAAAGCGGCUACAAUAGGGAGAUAACUGGCAUUAAAACAACAGGAUCAGUGUUACAUUGAUCAAAUUAAAUGUCAUUGGUCACAUGCACCGAAUACAACAGGUGUAGACUUUGCAGUGAAAUGCUUACUUACGAGCCCAUUCCCAACAAUGCAGAAUUAAAAAGUAAGACAAAUAUUUGCUAAAUAAAAAAGGAAAUGGUAAGAAUAGAAACCAUAGCAUGUAGCUCAGUUGGUAGAGCAUGGCGCUUGCAACGCCAGGGUUGUGGGUUCAUUUCCCACGGGGGGCCAGUAUGAAAAAUGUAUGCACUCACUAACUGUAAGUCGCUCUGGAUAAGAGCGUCUGCUAAAUGACUUAAAUGUAAAAAUGUAAAUAACAAGGCUAUAUACAAGGAGCACCAGUACAGAGUCAAUGUGCUGGGGUAUGAGGUAGAGGUAAUUGAGGUAACACAGUAUGCACAUAUGGGUAGGGGUAAAAGUGACUAGGCAAUCAGGAUAUAUAAUAAAUAGAGUUCUCCCUGAUUCUGCUGUGUUUCUGUGUACAGAAAGAGGUGACCCAGGCUCUUCCCAAGCUUAUCAAGCUCAACCCCAUUGUGGUGAAGGAAGUCUUCAAUCGUCUCCUGGGCACCCAGCAUAGUAAGAUCCCUUCACAUCUUCCAGUGAUUGCUGUCCACACUUGUAUGUCACAAGUGUGAAUGAUGUGUAAUAACACUGUCAUCUCUCGUUACUAGGUGAGGGCAGUUCCUCAAUGUCUCCUCUCACCCCUGGUGAGCUUCUCAUUUCUUUACACAAUGUUGACUCAACAAAGUGUGACAUGAAGUCCAUCAUAAAAGGUAAGUUGUCUUCUACCUGACAACCGUUCAGUUUCGUUUUCUCUGAUACACUAUUAUGAGAUUUUUCUGUUGGAACAUUUCUGAGCUAAUCAAAGUGUAUUAUUUGUGUGUCCAUGUCUGCAGCCACCAACCUGUGUUUUGGAGAGAAGAAUGUGUACACGUCGGAGGUCCUGGCCGUGGUGAUGCAGCAGCUGAUGGAGCAGAGUCCUCUCCCCAUUCUGCUAAUGAGAACAGUUAUCCAGUCCCUCAGCAUGUACCCCCGCCUGGGCGGCUUCGUCAUGAACAUCCUGUCCCGACUCAUUGUCAAGCAGGUCUGUAAACUAGGAGUUUUUCUCCUACACUAACACAUUGAGUAUUCAGUUAAGGCAACAUUUAGACAUAGACUUGAUUGGAUGACUUUGCUGUUUAAGAGCACAGUAUGCCGGUAACCUGCUAUAUGUAAUAUUUAUAUAUGUCCCUGUUUGUUGUGCAGGUGUGGAAGUAUCCUAAGGUGUGGGAGGGCUUUGUGAAGUGCUGCCAGAGGACCAAGCCGCAGUCCUACAGCGUGCUGCUGCAGCUCCCACCAGCUCAGCUUACCAGUGUGUUUGAGCGCUGCCCGGAGAUGAGGGAACCUCUUCUACAGCACGUCCACUCUUUCACCCCUCACCAGGUAGCUAGCUAACGUCAUCUCUCUUUCUUUUAGUGGUAGACAUUCUAAACUCAUACCAAUGAAAUGCAGCUGUGAUAUGAAGUCUCUCUAUUUCUCAGUCUAAACGUUCUCUGGUUGUUGUUACAGCAAGCCCACAUCCCCGCCUCCAUCAUGACAGUCCUGGAGGCGAACAGCAAACAGCCAGAACCAGAGGCCAUGCAGCCUGUAGUAUUGGAGAGACAGGUAAUGGGCACAGACAACCACUGAUGGCUAUGUGUCUGUCACUAACUAUUGUCAUGUCUAAACCUUGAAUGUAAUGCUGUCCUUCUUAAUUACUUUCCCUAUUUUUUUCUCCCCUCUACACCACCCUUCUCUUUCACUACAUACAGGUUGAGACACCCGUUGCAACUAUCGCACCUGUUUCAACCAUUGCACCCGUUGUAACCUUCGCACCUGUUGCAACCAUCGCAACCCCUCCAGUACUGGCAGAACCUAUUCCAGUGCAGCUGAGAGAUCCAGAGCCAGCAGUCCAGCAGCAUCUGCCAAAUACAAAAGAGGAAGAGGAGCCCAUGGAGGAAGGAGAGACAGCCCCCGCUAGUCAAGAGGAAACUGCAGACACCGCUUUGCAGGUACGUCGAAACUCUAUUGUCAUUAUUUUGUCGCUGUUACAGCAGUUGGUUGUAUUUAUGUGGAAAGUUUUGAAAAGGUGUACAUUUUAUGACACAACUGGUGUCUUGGUAUAUUACAUAUAGCUAGUGUGUGUUUAUAAUAUAACUCAAAUCAAUUAUGUUUCUACCAGGUGGAUUUGCCAGUAGUGGAAGAAAACCCCACUCCGGAUCCUGUAGAGACCGUGGAGGAACCAAUGGAGGAGGCACCUACUGAAACUUCAGAUGUCACUGACCAAUUAAAAGAUGUCACCGAAGACGGUACCACAGAAUCUGAGGCUGGCACAGGAGAUGCAGAAUGAUGUUUCAUCUGAGGAAGGGCAUAAAGGAGAAUAUUAUGAGCCGAGGGUGAACUGUUGCGACUUCACCUCUGUAUUUGUACUGGCUCUUACCCUUAUGAACCUCUUGAAAGUAACCAUUCUUGGUCAUCCAAAAAUAUCUGUUAUGUGUCCUCCGUUUUGUAUUUGUCGAAAUAGCGAAAUGCACUGGGGAAAUCUAGUCAGGAAAAAUAUUUACUACAAUUUAUUUUACUUUUGAAAGUCCUUAAUAAAAAAUGUCUUUGUCAUGAGAAUAAAAUAAAAC